CUUACAAGCCGGAGCGCGUGAGGGGGUAGCAGAGUCAACAUUCUAUACCAAGUACCGCAGUGUCGUCCUGCCGCCCUAUCCAACACAGAGAAAACUGCAGUACUGCAAAGUGUGGAGAGAGAGAGAGAGGAGCACAAGAAAGAGGGGGUUGGUAAAGAGGUACCGCACCAUCGUUAUGAGUCCAACUGGAGAGAGAGAGAGGGGAAGGGGAGCGACGCAUUAUUGCAGUAUAGUGCCAUCACACACACACAAACGAAACUAGUGCACAAACCGACACACAGAUACGCUUCCACACACUCGCCGGGAGAGGGGGAACAACGGUGGUGUUAGAUAAUUCUGAAACUAGACCACUGGAAAAUAGUGAAAUUAUAUAAUUGGGCAAUGUAAAGGAAAGUGAAAUCAGUUGUGUUUAGCUUUUGAAGGGGAACGUGCAAUCUAAACAAUUGGUGUGAUUUUGAGCAUCUCGACUCAGCAUCUUUGGAGUAUCACGACUUCUCUUGCAUAGAUUUAUUAUUUAAAGAAAUUCGCCAAGCGUCCUUGGAUUUAUCCCUUAUGGAUUUUACGAACUGAAAUUGAGAAUCUGUGCAUCAGCCGUAUUCACUUUCAACCUCUUAUACCGCUGCCUUUCUUCGAGCGAAUUAUUACCCGACGCUUGCCUGGGUAUUGCGGUACUCUGGUGAUGACUUGCGGUGCUAAAGCAUUGCUUUGAGGUUACUGCAUCAGCUUCUUCAUUCGUUUGUUAUUAAUGCAUCAUUUUAAUCAGUCGAGUCUCUGAGGUUCUGGACAUCUUUGGACGACAGCAGAGAUUUUUCCCAUUGCUUUUUUGUGAUUUCGCUUUUUUAUUUUUUACUUCAGACCCUUCCCCCUUUCGUCUCUCGCCCCCCCCCCCCCCCCCCCCCAACGCUCACUGACAGUGAGUCAGUUCCAAGCAGCUGCAUAGAAGAUGUCUGCCCCAGAUGCUGCUCCCCCAGCUGGACCUCCCGGAGCCCCAGGGGCCCCAGGAGCAGACGGAGCCCCAGGUGGAGGGCCCCCACCCCCUCCUCCCAACACCUCCAGCAACCGCAGGCUACAACAGACACAAGCCCAAGUGGAGGAGGUGGUGGAUAUUAUGCGGGUGAAUGUGGACAAGGUUUUGGAGAGGGAUCAGAAGCUGUCGGAGCUGGAUGACAGAGCGGAUGCUCUCCAGGCCGGGGCCUCCCAGUUUGAGAGCUGUGCAGCCAAACUCAAGAGCAAAUACUGGUGGAAAAACGCAAAGAUGAUGAUUAUUAUGGGUAUCAUUGGAGUUCUUGUGGUCGGAGUCCUUUUCUUGUACUUCUUCUAUUGAGUAAUCCCACCGUGGCAGGACACAGACAUGAGAGCGGAAUAGGAGAGAAGAAGAAAACAAAAUCGACACAAAUCCAAACUCCAGUCCCGCCCCCUUUUCCUCCACACCAGGUCUUCCAUCUAGCACUUAAACAUGACGCUAGUGUGUAGAUGUUGUUGCUCUCUUUUCUCUUUGUCCUCCUGCCCUUCCCUUCUCUUUGAUCCAUAUUUCUUCCUCUGUUUUGGCGUGCUGUCUCACUCACUCUCUCCUGCCUCUGCGUCUCAUACAUUAUUGAAGUGUGCAGUAGGGAGAGAGAGAGAGAGAGAGAGAGAGAGAGAGAGAGAGAGAGAGAGAGAGAGAGAGAGAGAGAGAGAGAGAGAGAGAGAGAGAGAGAGAGAGAGAGAGAGAGA
Molecule: messenger RNA, 1713 nt
Organism: Oncorhynchus gorbuscha (pink salmon)
Lineage: Eukaryota; Metazoa; Chordata; Actinopteri; Salmoniformes; Salmonidae
Product: vesicle-associated membrane protein 1-like
Exons: 5
Coding region: 944-1324 (126 amino acids)
Biological process (GO): vesicle-mediated transport; vesicle fusion; SNARE complex assembly
Cellular component (GO): SNARE complex; plasma membrane
Molecular function (GO): SNAP receptor activity; syntaxin binding
Source: RefSeq, a predicted model, not a curated record